This is a messenger RNA of Prorocentrum cordatum, 1165 nucleotides long. The record is from the annotation of a GenBank genome assembly. NCBI's taxonomy places the organism in Eukaryota, Dinophyceae, Prorocentrales, Prorocentraceae.
CUUGUCUCUCCUCGCCCCUUCCCCCUGCCCCUCCCCUCCACCUUUCCUAGCCUUUCCUGGUCAAGCCACCUUUCGUAACCCACACUCCGUCCCCCGCGCGCACGCGUGUGAUAUCGCAUCUUGCCAGGAACAGCCCCGCAUGUCCCUGCGCCUGGCUGCCGCCCUGGCCGCCACCUGCCUGGCCACGGCGCACGCCCUCGAGGCCACGCUCGAGCCGGUGGCGGACGAGGUGCGCUGGGCACCGCGCGGCGUCGGCGACCUGAACGCGGUCUCGCCCGCGGGCCUGCGGGGCAACUCGCGCGCGCCGCGCAUCUCGCUGAACAGGGGCGAGGGGGCCUACAGCGCCGAGGCCUCCUUCGACGCCGACGCCGCCGCCGCCUGGGCCGAGGCGCACCGGCCCGCGGCGGAGAUGCGGCACAUGCCUCGGGCCCAGGGCUACGUGGCAAACGUCCUGGGCGCCGGCUCGGAGGCCGCCGAGAGGGACAAGCGGUUCUCGGCUUCGGAGCUCGAGGACCUCAAGAGCAAGGCGCUUAAGUCGGGCAUGUCCAUCUACACGAGGAAUUUGCAAAACUAGUGAAACAUGUCGUCACGCAUUUACAUAGUUCCCAGCUUUCUCGCUCGCACGCCUUCUCGAACCAGCACUGCUUCAAGAGGGCGUCAGGGUGUUCCAAGAAGAACCAAGAGGCCCUCAAGGCGGCUCAAGAGGGCCCCCAAAGGAGCCCACGACGGCGCAAAGGGGUCCCCAACCUGUGCAACACGGGUCCCAAACAUUCUUGGAUAGCCUCCGAAGGGCUCCAAGACGCCCCGAGACGGCUCAACAAGUUGCGAACGCUGCCAAUCGUCUACUUCGUCUACGCUGGCCAGGCGUUCCUCCGCUGCCAGCGGCGUGGCUGAAAUGCUGUCGUAAUGCAGUGUGCUCGCGGUCAACGUGGUGGCCUGAUCAACAACACGAGUGUCGGGCUUUGUCGUUUCCUCCCUCCACCUCUGAUUUCCUCUGCUCGUCCGCCUCCUCCGCGCAUUGCGCUGACCUUAUAUCGUCACGCAAUGUUAAGCUAGAUCAUUUCCACGCAGUUUCCGAUGCGACUUUCAAAUUACGCUCAGCAUGCACUUGCACGGAGCUUCUCUGUGGUCACUUUUCAUGUUCACGGGUCCUGGUUGUUGAGAA